AUGGUCCGUGCUGGCUUCAACACACUCUCGCUCGUGCUCAUCUUGGUGGCGUUUGUGUUCCUCCUCCUUGCCACCAUCUCCACUCCCGUGGUCCAGUCGUUCUCGUUGGCCUCCACCGACACCCAUAAGUACGGCAUCUUUGGCUACUGCUUCUCGUCGCGAAACUCAUGCCUCAAGGCCAGCUACCCCUACUCGCUCGACGAUGCCCAUGACUCCACCUCCAACUGGUUGUUGCUGUCGUCCUCAAGGGAGACCCUUGCCAAGGUGUUCAUUGUGGCGCCCAUCGCGCUUGGGCUCAACUUCUUCACGCUUGCCGUGAUUGUGGCCACCCACUUCAACUCCAAGGCCAUUGCGUUGUUUGCCAUUGUGUUGAACAUCAUCUCGUUUAUCGCCACCACCAUCGUGGCCAUCAUCGUGGUGUUGGUGUUCUACCCCAACCUUAACUGGACCGGCUGGAUUCUCAUUGGUGCCGCUGCUGCCAACCUCAUCUCCUUGGUGUCGUUGUUCCUCUCGUUGACCUUCAACAGCGACUCCAACGACGACAUCCACAGCAACGAGAGCAUCGACAGAUACGUCACAGGUGCCGACUCGGAAAAGCAAGGAUUCUCCUCCAACUUCGCUGGCCCUGCUUCAAUCAGCAACAUCCCUCCCCCCAAUCCUACCAACUACGACACCUCCAGCUCCUACAGCAAGGACUUUGAAUCGAAGGCUUCCAACCCUUACAACAGAUCCCAGACCACAAAUUUCCAGGUGACUCCCCACCAGCAAAGAGCCGCCUAUGGAACCAACCCUCCUCCACAGCCCCAGGGGUUCAAGCUGUACGACAAGGCUACCCACAGCAGCAAUUCCUCGGUCUACAACGACGCCAUCCAGACUGCAAAUGACUUCACUCACCCAGACGUGGCUCCCAACUUGGUAGCCAGCUCCGCUGGUGUUCAACAGCCAUCCAACUUAUCUUACCCACGCAAUCAUGUUAGAGAUAGUGGUGUCGAACCCGUGUAUCCAAUGAAUCACUCCAGUGUUUUCGAACACCAUCCAGAAGUUGAGGGUCAUAAACCAUUUACUGAAAUGGAUGACUUUGAAUUGGAAGAUUAUGGUGAUGAUGAAAGAGUUCCUCUUAACAAUUGCCACAAUGGUCAACAAGUGGGCACUAGUGGUAACGAAUCUGAUGCGGACUCAGAUUUCACCUCUGUUUCUCAAAGAGCGCCUAAUCCAAGCUACGGGGCCCAGCAAGGUUACUACCCAGUUGCUCAAGCCCCACACUCUCAACAAUUCCAACAGAAUCAACAAUUCCAUCAACAGCCAUCCCAACAAUACUACAAACCAGUCCAACAAAAUACUGCUUACGGUGGAUUCCAGCCACAACCACAAAUCAACCAACCUGCAAGACAAUCUGUUUCAGACAAUGCCUUGGCUAAUAAUCCAGAUUUUAACGUCGGUGGCCCUCGCCCUGCGAAGCGUAGAGUUCAGCAAGGAUUUGUUCCUGUGGCCAACAGGUAUAACAAAUCUGCUGCUUCUUCUUCCAUGAUGGGUAGAGGUGGUGCCAGAAGUGGACCUUAUGGCGUGAUCUAA
Suhomyces tanzawaensis NRRL Y-17324 is the source of this 1572-nucleotide messenger RNA. It is a transcript of the gene SRD1, whose product is annotated as Srd1p. Gene Ontology annotation, cellular component: growing cell tip; cell division site; plasma membrane. The transcript has 2 exons. Lineage: Eukaryota; Fungi; Ascomycota; Pichiomycetes; Serinales; Debaryomycetaceae. The record is from RefSeq and is a predicted model, not a curated record. The coding region runs from base 1 to 1572 and encodes 523 amino acids.